Kwoniella botswanensis is the source of this 1077-nucleotide messenger RNA. RefSeq lists its product as uncharacterized. Lineage: Eukaryota; Fungi; Basidiomycota; Tremellomycetes; Tremellales; Cryptococcaceae. Gene Ontology annotation, cellular component: precatalytic spliceosome; nucleus. The coding region runs from base 1 to 1077 and encodes 358 amino acids. The record is from RefSeq and is a predicted model, not a curated record. Gene Ontology annotation, molecular function: RNA binding; zinc ion binding. The transcript has 4 exons. Gene Ontology annotation, biological process: mRNA splicing, via spliceosome.
AUGACAGAAUACUGGGUAUCGAAAAAGCAGUAUUACUGUAAAUACUGUAGUAUCUACAUUCGAGAUGAUGCACCUUCUCGAAAACAACAUGAGACCGGAUUAAAGCACAUCGGCAAUGUCGAACGAUAUAUCAGGGAUUUAUACAAGACGGGGUCAAUGGCGAAGAAGGAAAAGGCUGAAGAAGCAGCUGAGAUGGCUAGGAUAGAAGCUGCAGCAGCAGCAGCUUACGCAAACGACAAGGCAUCCGGCUCAGCCUCACCUAGCACAUCCAAACCAUCUAUCCUCUCAUCACUCCCUUCUUCCUCCUCAGCGGCAAUAGCAGGAAGCUCGAAACCCAAAGCUGUCAAACCUACCGACAAGUAUUCUAACUACUCUACGGCCGAACAGCUGGGUUAUAAAGAGGAGAAGACAGAGUACGAGAUUCAGCAAGAGAUCAAGAAUCAGAUAGGUCAACCAUCAGCUUGGGAAACUGUUACCCUUCCCGAUCCACAGGCAGCGCAGGAGCAGGGGCAGGGGGAGAAAAGGAAAUGGACAGGGGAAGAUGAAGAGGAAGAGAAUGAAAAUUGGAAAUUCGAAUAUAACAAAACUUCCAAUAAGCAUAAAAGAGAUCCAUAUGAAGAUGAUUGGGAUCCAUCGUCGAUCAAGUCGUUGAAAGUGAAAAAGAAAGAAGAGAAGAUAAUUCUUGAUCCAAAGAAGGUAAAGGAAGAAAUGGAAAAAGUAGGAUUGAAUAGAGAUAAUUGGACGGGUAGAUUGGAAUUGAAUCCUGUCAUUGCUGCACCGAAUAAUGGGGGAAAAGAUAAAGAAGGCUUAGAAUAUGUUCAAGGGAAUGGAUGGGUCAAAAACGGUGAGGAUGAGUCAGAGGAUAAUUCACCUGUGGCCGGAAAGGACAAGGAGAAUAAUCAAAAUGGAAUCGACGUCAAGCCAGUUGUGGAAGGUAUUAAUCAGGAGAAGGAAUCGGCACUCAAAGAGUCAGAUGCAAUAAAGACAGUGGAGAGCAAAACAGCUGUAGAAGAGUCUGCACGAAGUGAAAGUGUGUUCAAGAAACGUCGUCCACCGCCAUCGUCCAGAAAGAAGUAA